Pipistrellus kuhlii (Kuhl's pipistrelle) is the source of this 3070-nucleotide messenger RNA. RefSeq names its product SERTA domain containing 2 (gene SERTAD2). Bases 444 to 1568 code for a protein of 374 amino acids. Gene Ontology annotation, molecular function: transcription regulator activity. The record is from RefSeq and is a predicted model, not a curated record. The transcript is spliced from 3 exons. Gene Ontology annotation, cellular component: nucleus. NCBI's taxonomy places the organism in Eukaryota, Metazoa, Chordata, Mammalia, Chiroptera, Vespertilionidae.
AAAAAAACGUGGACUAGGUUUCGUGACGUUGCCUUUUAUUCCUGCCUGUAAAGAUGUAGGCAGACGUGGGAUUGCACAUCCUGAUUGGGUGCAUUUCACAAUCGUACUGGGUGUGUGGGGCCAGUUCUGCCUCAUAAAGAGAAACGGACAAAUGAAGGCAGACCUGCUUUGAGACAUACUCUGUCAUGGAUCCUUAUUGACUCAUUUGAAAAGCAUCCAGGAUUCUUUCUUUUCUUUUUUUCUGUCUAUUCCUGCUCACAGAUUUUGCUUACACGGGCCCUCCUCCUUCCCCAUCCAAACAGCUUAUAUAUUUCUGAUGAGCUUUUCCGAAAGCAUUGGUCAUCACACAGCUAUGACCCGCCGAAUCGUUCUCAUUGGAAAUGAGGUGCUUCUCACGUGGGAAUCUCUCUGAAAGUACUCUUCAGCUCCGGGAAUUCUGCUAGAUGCCUACAGUACUGAACGCUCUGUCAGUAUUUGAGUUCCAGGAUUCAGUGAUUAUUUCUAGAGAAAUAUUUAUGUUGGGCAAAGGAGGAAAGCGGAAGUUUGAUGAGCAUGAAGAUGGGCUGGAAGGCAAAAUCCUGUCUCCCUCCGACGGUCCGUCCAAGGUGUCGUACACCUUACAGCGCCAGACCAUCUUCAACAUUUCCCUCAUGAAGCUCUACCAGCAGCGGCCGCUCAGCGAGCCCAGCCUGCAGCGGACGGUGCUCAUCAACAACAUGCUGCGGCGCAUCCAGGAGGAGCUGCGGCGGGAGGGCAGCCUGCGGCCCGCGGGCCCCGCGCCCGCCGCGGCCCCCGCCCCGCCGGGCGGCCUGGGCGGCUGCCGGGAGGCGCCCCCGCCCGCCCCCGGCCCCGCGGCGCCGCCCGGGGACCCGGCCCCGCUGGAGGCCUGCCUCACCCCGGCCUCGCUGCUGGAGGACGACGGCGACCAGGACACGUUUUGCACUUCCCCGGCGGCGGCGGCGGCGGCGGCGGUGCAGCCCGCGGCCCCCGCCAGGCUCCCGUCCCCGGCGCUCCCGCCGGAGAAGGACAGCUUCUCCUCCGCCCUGGACGAGAUCGAGGAGCUCUGCCCCACACCUACCUCCGCCCAGGCCGCCGCCAGCGCCACCCUGGCCGCCGCCGCCGCCGCCGCCACCGACGGCUCCAAAGGGGGCGCCGCCCCCCCGAAACCCGACGGGCUGCUGCUCCCCGAGGCCCGCCCCGACGACCCCAAGCUGAUGGACUCCCUGCCCGGGAACUUCGAGGUCACCACGUCCACGGGCUUCCUCACGGACCUGACCCUGGACGACAUCCUGUUCGCCGACAUCGACACGUCCAUGUACGACUUCGACCCCUGCACCUCGGCCGCGGGCGCCGCCUCCAAGGUGGCCCCCGUGUCCGCCGACGACCUCCUCAAGACCCUGGCCCCCUACAGCAGCCAGCCCGUCGCCCCGAGCCAGCCUUUCAAAAUGGACCUCACGGAGCUGGACCACAUCAUGGAGGCUAAUUAUCAGCUCAGUAGAGCAGUGAGAAACAGAUCCAAUUGCUCUUGUUCUCCUACCAGCAGCCUCCACACGUGUCACCUCCUGUGAUAGGACCAGGGACCAUGUAUAGGUGAGGGGAGGGUUGCUGCAAAUGCUUCCAGUGUCGCUGGGCCUGCCCGUCUCAAGAGCUUCCUUUUUCUGUGGAGAACAAGCCAGCCCAGAGGCCACGCCUUUGAUAACUGGAGGACCCGGCGAACUCCCCACACUGCACACAGGUAUACAUACACCGUAGUGUUGAUUAUUCCGAACAAUAACGGGGUAAGGGCGGUUGAUUUGCCAUUGUUAAGAGCUGAUUUACAGUAACUUAGAACAACUGUACUUUGGUUGGAUUAGCAAAUGGUGUGCUUAAACAAAUCCCAUAUGUUGGGCAACAGUUCAAAUAAGCACAGCGAAGUGUUGCCCAAACGUGAUUUCUCGGACUUUAUAAUGUUUGUAAGUCUGGGUCUUGAAAAAUCAAAACAAAACACACCCCUAACAUCAGGCAAAUGCUUGUCAGCUCUGGACACCCUUGCCAGAAAGGCUCGAUACUCAUGGUCUUCUGAGGAAGACCUGGGCCAUCGGCAGCGCGGUUUAAAAAGAACAAAACCAUCCAGUGUUCGUUACCUCUCCGUCUUAUUUUUCCAAAGCGAUGUCUGAAACGGGGCAGCGUGUGAGCCCGUGUGCGCUCCGCACGCCCCCGUGUGCGUGCGGGACGAGCCUUCCCCCCGUGCAGUGGGCAUCGCGAGGCAUUCGGAGUCGGGCAGGCAGUUCGAGGUGCCCACACGAGGAAGACACGCCGGGUGGGGCUGCUCGCGGACACCCAUUGACAGUGAUGUGCAAUGAAGUGACAAGAUGAGAGCAGAAUAUUAAGAGCUUUGAAUUUGAAGUGAUUUUUUUUCCCAUAAGUUAUUUAUUCCUUUUUUUUUCCUUUUUUUUCUGUGUAAAUAUAUUUAUUUUACUGUGGAGCUCUAACAACAUCUGGAUCGUAACAUGUGCAGAAUGUAUGGUAGGAAUGUAUUCUCUUGUAGGAAUGUCAAAUCUGUAUUAAAAAAAAGGGGGGUCCUAGCCAGGCCCCCCGGGUUGUCUCAUCAUACGCCCAGUCUACAUUCAUGUGUACUCUCUUCUCCAAUGUUGGGUCUAUUUGAAAUAUGCAAAAAGGUAUGGGUGAGGGAAGUUUCAAUACCUCCAAAUUUUUAAAGAAAAUCAAGCAUCAAAGGAUUGAUAUUUUUAAAUGUUUUGUUUUUUUUUUAGUAGCACUUUCUCUCUGGGACAAAAGGGGCAACGCCACGACACCCUUGCUCACCCAUAAGGUGAGAACCAGCCAGAGCCUCCGUUACCGCACCUCCUACACCUCGAGUGUCUUUAUCAAUUGAACUUCUUAUUGCCAUCGCCCCUUGGCGUUCCCCCAACGGCCCUGAGGUCAAUCAAGGAAAAUUUCUUACCUAAAUAAGCUCCAAAGAGCCAAAGGAUCAACUUACAGAUCGUUUUUAAAAGCUUAAAUUUAUUAACCACUUUUGUGGCAAACAAUGAAUUAUGAAUACCCCUAGGCAGUCUUCUUAAAUGACAAAUGU